This is a messenger RNA of Megalobrama amblycephala (Wuchang bream), 1284 nucleotides long. Its product is annotated as adhesion G protein-coupled receptor E5-like. Gene Ontology annotation, biological process: adenylate cyclase-activating G protein-coupled receptor signaling pathway. Gene Ontology annotation, molecular function: G protein-coupled receptor activity. Lineage: Eukaryota; Metazoa; Chordata; Actinopteri; Cypriniformes; Xenocyprididae. The transcript is spliced from 4 exons. The record is from RefSeq and is a predicted model, not a curated record. The coding region runs from base 880 to 1113 and encodes 77 amino acids.
AAUUAAAACUCUUAUCACAGAAUAUAGAGUGAUUAUUCAGUUUUGCAGAGAUGCCUUGGAAAAUCUGGAGUCUAUAAUGGAGCAGAUGGAAAAAAAACAAUAUAAGCAACACACAGAUCAUCAUGGUCAUGGUUAUUGGUCUUCUUCACAUACAAGCCAAUAACACAGAAACCAGAGACAUGUGUUACUCUUUAGAUCCGAAAAGGAUAGACGUAAGACUUGAGAAAUACAAUAUAAUACAAUAAAACAAUGUUAUGAUUCCUCAGUUUGCUGACUGUCAAAGUGACCUGAAGACAACAUUCCCUGGUCUGUAAAGAUUCCCAGAGAGGCCUUUAAUAAAUCACGACUGGAAAACAAUGGCAGGGCAUUACUGGGAGUUCUACAGCUCAAAAACAUGGGAAAUGUAUUUACAAUUAAAAACAAAAAAUACACAUUUUAAUAUUUUAAGGAAUGUUUAUACAAUAGUUCACCAAAACAUUUUCACAUAUCUUCACAUUUACACAAAUCCUUUUUUCAUCAUGACAGAAAUCUCUUGACAUCAGAAGAGCUGGACAUUACUACACCAUGUCAUAUUCACUACUAUUAUGAUGCUUCAAUACUGUUUUUUAUCCUCUUUGUGAAUAUGAAUUGUUGUUUGAAAAGAGUUUUAAUUGAAAUUUUAAUUUUGAAAAAUAAAAUGUAAGAAAUUUUACUUUUCUAAAGUAAAAGAAAAUUUAAGUGAAAAUAUAACAGCUUAAGAGACAUUUCUAUUCAAAAACUUUUCUUUUAACAAAUGUUUCUUGAUCUAUUGUAUUCACACAUGUUUAUAUUUGCUCUAUUUCUUAUUUAGGAUGAAACUCAUUGUUCAUUGUUUUGAACAAUGAGGUUUAUGGAAUAACGAUGAGGGCCAAAAUCUCCAACCUUACCAACAAUAUAGAAAUGUUGUUUAAACAGAAAGAUCUGGUUGGUGUGGCGUCCUGCAGUUCUUGGGAUGGAAAAGGAAAUCUUACAUGGACGACGUCCGGCUGUGAGACAGAAAAAGUCAACAAUAACACCAUAAAGUGCUCGUGUUCACAUCUGACGUUCUUUGCAGUGCUGAUGUCUCCUCCAGAUGUAAAUGCAAACAUCACAUAGCGCUGCUCAUGCAUUACUCUAUGCUGACUACAUUCACCUGGUUCUUCAUUCAAGCUCUUCAUAUGUACUUAUGGCUCAUCAGACAGAAUAUCACCAUCACAAACUACAUGAUGAAGAUCACCGUGUUCGGCUGGAGUGAGUUAUAUGGAGAAGCCACCAGUUACACUGUUG